UUGGGCAAGAGAGUCAGUCCCACUGAGGGUUGGGCGCUAACCAGCCUGGAGAUGGUAGAGCGGGGCAGAGACCUCCGGGUCAGUGAGCCUGGCGUUGAAAACUUCGUUACCGAGGCUCCUCUCAAGAGUGGGGAAAAGAGAACGCUGUGAUUUGCGUUUGAUGUGUCAGCAGCGAACACUGGUCCGUUAGCAGAGAAUACUGUGACUACUAGUCAACAUAGUUUCAGUUUUGGCUAGAUGACGUUGGUGCCAGUGAUACCGGAGGCCUACAGUCAUGUUCUUGCAGAGUUUGAGUCUCUGGAUCCGUUACUUGCAGCCCUGAGGCUGGACUCCAGUCGUCUAAAGUGCACGAGCAUAGCCGUGUCUCGAAAAUGGUUGGCUUUGGGCAGUUCAGGAGGAGGACUCAAUCUCAUUCAGAAAGAAGGCUGGAAGCACAGGCUUUUUCUUUCACACAGGGAAGGUGUAGUUUCUCAGGUUGCCUGUUGUUUACAUGAUGAUGAUUAUGUUGCUAUAGCUACCAGUCAAGGUCUUGUAAUUGUUUGGGAAUUAAAUCAAGAGCGUCGUGGAAAACCAGAACGAAUCUGUGUGUCUUCAGAACAUAAAGGCCGAAAAGUUACAGCUCUUUGUUGGGAUACAGCUGUUCUUAGAGUUUUUGUAGGGGAUCAUAUGGGGAAGGUUUCUGCCAUCAAACUCAACACUUCUAAACAAGCAAAGGUAGCUGCUGCCUUUGUUAUGUUUCCUGUUCAGACAAUAACAACAGUCGACUCCUGUGUUGUACAGUUAGAUUAUUUGGACGGAAGACUACUUAUAUCUUCACUUACUCGAACCUUCCUGUGUGACACUGAGAGAGAAAAGUUUUGGAAAAUUGGAAAUAAGGAAAGAGAUGGAGAAUACGGAGCUUGUUUCUUCCCUGGAAGAUAUUCUACAGGCCAGCAACCUCUGAUAUAUUGUGCUCGUCCUGGCUCCAGGAUGUGGGAAGUGAACUUUGAUGGGGAAGUUAUAAGUACACAUCAGUUUAAGAAACUCCUCUCAUCUCCACCUCUUCCUGUGAUUACUGUAAGAUCAGAGCCUCAGUAUGAUCAUCCAGCCUCAGUUGGAUCUUCCCAGUCUUUGUCCUUCCCCAAACUCUUACAUCUUAGUGAGCAUUGUGUGCUGACUUGGACAGAAAGAGGAAUUUAUAUAUUCAUUCCUCAGAAUGUUCAAGUUCUUCUUUGGAGUGAAGUCAAAGAUAUUCAGGAUGUGGCUGUCUGCAAGAAUGAACUCUUCUGUUUACACCUCAAUGGGAAAGUCACACAUCUUUCCCUGUUAUCUGUGGAACGCUGUGUGGAACGUCUGCUAAGGAGAGGCCUAUGGAACCUGGCUGCUCGCACUUGCUGUCUUUUCCAAAAUUCUGUCAUUGCCAGCAGAGGAAGAAAAUCUUUGACUGUAGAUAAAUUGGAGCAUUUGAAAUCUCAGCUGGACCUCACCACCUAUAGUGAUCUAUUAUCUCAACUGGAAGAAUUGAUCUUAAAAUUUGAACCCUUCGAUUCAGCUUGCAGCAGUAGGAGAAGCUCCAUUUCAUCACAUGAAAGUUUUAGCAUCUUGGACUCUGGUAUUUAUCGUAUUAUUAGUAGUAGAAGAGGCAGUCAGUCAGAUGAAGACUCUUGUUCCCUUCACAGCCAAACCCUCUCAGAAGAUGAGAGACUUAAAGAAUUCACCUUACAUCAAGAAGAGGACCAACCAGAUCAGUGUUGGGGCUCACAUGGAAAUGAAGACAAUGUUUCUCAUGUUCCAGUGACGUUUGAGACAGAUAAGAAUGAAACUUUUCUCCCCUUCGGCAUUCCAUUAUCAUUUCGUUCUCCAUCUCCUCUUGUGUCUCUCCAGGCUGUCAAGGAAAGUGUUUCUAGCUUUGUGCGUAAAACUACAGAGAAGAUUGGCACCCUUCAUACAAGCCCUGACCUGAGAGUGAGACCAGAACCCAGGGGUGAGGAGCAGUCAUGUGAAGAGAACAUGAAUCCAGUCACCUGCCCAAAGGAGGAAGAUGCUGAGGGGAGAAAAGAAGUAACUGGUCAGCCUCCAGAAGAAGACAAGUUUCAAGAGCUCAAAAUAGCAACAGCAGAAGCAAUGACCAAGCUACAGGACCCACUGGUUUUGUUUGAACCUAAGUCUCUGAGAAUGGUUUUACAGGAGUGGCUUUCACAGUUAGAAGAAACAUUUGCUAUGAAGGACUUUUCAGGCAUUUCAGAUACCGGCAACUCAUCCAUGACAUUAAACCAGGAUGUGCUAUUGUUUGAUGUGUCAAAAAAGGAAAUGUUAGAUGAAGAUAAUGAAAAAGAAGAAAGGGACUCUUCAGGCCAUGAAGAAACUGUUGAUCAAACAGCAUGUGAACCUGUAAAUAGUCUCAGGGAGCCCUUGGAUGACUUUUUGCAAGUAUGUUCUCCAUGCAGCAUAGCUAAUGGUCUUCAGAAGGAGCUGGCUGAACUGACAACACUGUGUUUAGAAUUGAAGGUAUUAAGUUUGGAGAUCAAAAGCACAAGCGGACAUGUGGACCACACUUUGCAGAUUGAAAUUCUGGCUUGUCAGUUCCUAAAGAAGUAUUUUUUUCUCCUGGACUUGAAACGAGCAAAGGAGAGUAUCAAGCUUAGUUAUACUGAUAGUCCUUCUGUUUGGGAUACUUUUAUUGAAGGAUUGAAAGAAAUGGCAAGUUCCAAUCCUAUGUAUAUGGAGAUGGAAGAAGGAGACCUUCCAGCAAGAUUAAAGUUACUGGAAGACUCAGUCCCUUUUGACAGUCCUUUGUUGAUUGCUUAUGCUACCCGAUUGUAUGAGGAGUUUGGGGAAUCUGCCCUUCGAUCGUUAGUCAGGUUUUACCCAUCUGUUUUGCCUUCGGAUGUCAUGCAACUUUGUCAUCGGCAUCCUGCUCAGUUUUUGGCCUAUUUAGACAGUCUGGUGAAAUCAAGGCCUGAAGAUCAACGGCCAUCCUUCCUUGAGUCCCUUCUACAACCAGAGUCUUUAAGAUUGGAUUGGCUGCUUUUGGCAGUGUCCCAUGAUGCUCCCCCAAGCACAAGCACUAUGGAUGAUGAAGGAGACCCCAGGCCUCAUUCACACUUGUUUUCCUGGGGAUACAGUCAGCUGAUCCUUCAUCUGAUUAAACUACCUGCAGAUUUUACAACCAAAGAGAAAAUGACUGACAUUUGUAGGUCUCAUGGUUUCUGGCCUGGAUAUCUUACUCUCUGUUUGGAGCUGGAGAGAAGAAGAGAGGCCUUCACUAACAUUGUGUAUCUGAAUGAUAUGCGCCUGAUGGAAGGGGACAAUGGUUGGAUCCCAGAGACUAUGGAGGAAUGGAAGCUUCUCCUGCAUCUGGUACAGAACAAGAGCACAAAGCCAUUCCUCCACAAGUCACCAAAUGGGAACUUCAGUGAUGGACCUUCCCCUAUCAAUGUGGAGAAUGUGGCACUCCUGUUAGCUAAGGCCAUGGGUCCAGAUCGGGCCUGGUCACUGCUACAGGAAUGUGGUUUGACCCUUGAGCUUUCAGAGAGGUUUACGAGAACCUGUGAUAUCUUAAGGAUUGCUGAGAAAAGGCAGAGAGCCUUGAUACAAAGCAUGCUUGAGAAAUGUGAUCGGUUUCUCUGGUCCCAGCAGACCUAGUGGAAGAAGAUUCAGCAGGAUGUCAUGACAUUUUGAGGAAAGUGGAAUUAUGCUCCUGAACCUCAGGAACACAUUUGGUUUUUGAAGGAAAGGCACCAUCUGAGAACCCUGCCACGUUAUUAGGAGUACUUCUGUCAGUGUCUGUAACCUCCACAUCUGUGGCUUUAUCUGUAACUGGUGUUUCUCAACCAGAGUUGAAUUUUGAAAGGAAUCAGUCCUUGUUUGCUGAGAUGAAAUGCUCUGGAAUCAGAAUGUGAGUGUGUACAGCUAUGCAGUCCUUACUUUGAACUACAGUAUUAUUUGCUCCUUGGUAACAGACAAAGGGCAUUAUUUUCCUGUUGUGACUCCCAUAUAGGGAGCAGAAGUUUCUCAUCCUGGUCACAUAAUUGUCAGGAGUUGAAUUAUUUUUAUAUCUUCUCUGGGACAGUUGAGAAAUUACUGAGAAAUACCUGGUAAAAUGGAAUUAAUACAUAAAAUAAGUAUAAUACUGAAGAUUCAAAUUAGAUAUUUAAAUGAAAUGGCACCAUAUUUAAAUUGGGCUAAUUUAAAAUAUACUUUUUUCCAGUAUUUGACAUUUUCUAAUCUGAACCUGUAUAUAAUUGACUGAUUCAUUACUGUAGAUGUUUUAUCUCUAAUCUGUUCUAAACAGAAUGGCCCAAAGGAAUCAUGCACUUUUAAAAAUUACUUUUUAAAAGCCAUAAUAAAGAAAGGCUGAGUACUAAUAAAGACUUCAAUAAAUAUUUAUAUUACUGAAACUAC
Manis javanica (Malayan pangolin) is the source of this 4383-nucleotide messenger RNA. RefSeq names its product HPS5 biogenesis of lysosomal organelles complex 2 subunit 2 (gene HPS5). Gene Ontology annotation, molecular function: protein binding. NCBI's taxonomy places the organism in Eukaryota, Metazoa, Chordata, Mammalia, Pholidota, Manidae. The record is from RefSeq and is a predicted model, not a curated record. Gene Ontology annotation, biological process: developmental pigmentation. Gene Ontology annotation, cellular component: cytoplasm.